UGCUAUCUGGAAUGAGUUGAAAUGUACCAUUCUACUGCAAGUUGAUCCCUUCCUUUAUGAAAGAUCUGAUUUGAAAAAGGUUACAGGAUCUGCAUAUAUAAAGAAUUGAACCCCACAAUGCAGGGCAAAAUUCUUGUUUCCUUGCUUCACACUUGAUCUCACUAUAUAAUAUAUAAACCCCAAUUUCCCUGUUUCAGUUCAUUAAUAUUAAUAAAUAAGAAUAGUACACACAAAUUUUAACACAAGCCGUCACUUCGAUUCCGGUAUCAUGAGCUCCGGCGGCGAUUCUUCCGGCGGAGGAAGCAGCAGCUCUGCCAACGCCGACAACAAGGAGAAGGACAAGCAGAAGGAGAAGGCUAGGGUGAGUCGCACCUCCUUGAUACUGUGGCACGCGCACCAAAACGACGCCGCUGCGGUGCGUAAGCUUCUCCAGGAGGAUCCUUCACUCGUCAAGGCAAGGGACUACGAUAACCGUACUCCUCUCCACGUCGCCGCACUUCACGGCUGGCUCGACGUCGCUAACUGCCUCAUCGAGUACGGCGCCGACGUCAACGCUCAGGAUCGCUGGAAAAACACCCCUCUUGCUGAUGCGGAAGGAGCUAACAGGACUUCGGUGAUCGAGCUCUUGAAAACUCACGGUGGAUUGUCUUAUGGGCAAAAUGGUAGCCAUUUUGAGGCGAGGCCAGUACCGCCGCCGUUGCCGAACAAGUGUGAUUGGGAAGUUGACCCUAACGAGAUUGACUUCUCUAACUCCUCGCGUAUUGGAAAGGGAUCUUUUGGUGAGAUUUUAAAAGCCUAUUGGCGUGGGACUCCAGUUGCUGUUAAACGCAUUCUUCCAUCUCUUUCAGAUGAUCGAUUGGUGAUUCAGGACUUCAGGCAUGAGGUCAAUUUGUUGGUGAAGCUUCGACACCCUAAUAUAGUUCAGUUUCUCGGAGCUGUUACUGACAGGACCCCCCUUAUGUUAAUUACUGAGUAUCUAAGAGGGGGUGAUCUUCAUCAGUACCUCAAAGACAAAGGUUCAUUGAGUCCUUCAACAGCUGUCAACUUUUCCAUGGAUAUUGCCAGAGGCAUGGCCUAUCUUCACAAUGAACCAAACGUUAUAAUUCAUCGAGACCUAAAGCCAAGGAAUGUUCUUUUGGUCAAUUCUAGUGCCGAUCAUUUAAAAGUCGGGGAUUUUGGAUUGAGUAAAAUUAUCAAGGUCAAAAAUGCUCAUGAUGUAUACAAGAUGACCGGUGAAACAGGGAGCUACCGCUACAUGGCUCCUGAAGUUUUCAAACACCGAAGAUAUGAUAAGAAGGUUGAUGUGUACUCCUUUGCAAUGAUUUUGUAUGAGAUGCUUGAAGGUGAACCCCCUUUUGCAAGUUAUGAACCUUAUGAUGCAGCCAAACGUGCAGCAGAAGGACACAGACCUACUUUUCGGGCAAAGGGUUAUACCCCCGAACUGCAAGAGUUAACGCAACAGAGUUGGGCUGCUGACAUGAAUCAAAGACCUUCGUUUAUAGAUAUCCUUAAACGGCUUGAAAAGAUAAAGGAAAAUUUACCUUCAGAUCAUCACUGGCAUUUGUUUACUUCAUAAUUGUCUAAUAGCAAUGAUAUGUCCAGAAAUUCAGAUUGGUUUAUUGGCCAAUACCAUUCCGGUGGUUUGGCUUCUCUGUUAUUGGAUUUAUGGAUUGGUGGAGCCAACGGGAAAACCUAAAAAGUCACCGGUGGUUAACCAACCAAUAUCAACUGUUUUGUAUUGUAAUGAGCGGGAACAGGCGAUGUUGAUAUUUUUUUCUUUUUUCUGUGAUUUCUUUUCCCUAUUGCUUUUUUUUUUGUACCUUUUAUUUUUCUCUCAUUGAUGCUCCCGUUCCAUUCAGUUUAGCAUAUGAUAAGUGUAAUAAGUUGUAUACAAACUGUUCGAGGAAAUAGGCCAAAUCAUACUAUCCGCUAUUCGAUGUUAUAUCAUUUGUUUAAAAUCUA
Molecule: messenger RNA, 1962 nt
Organism: Arachis stenosperma
Lineage: Eukaryota; Viridiplantae; Streptophyta; Magnoliopsida; Fabales; Fabaceae
Product: serine/threonine-protein kinase VIK
Exons: 11
Coding region: 269-1576 (435 amino acids)
Biological process (GO): protein phosphorylation
Molecular function (GO): ATP binding; protein binding; protein kinase activity
Source: RefSeq, a predicted model, not a curated record